Molecule: messenger RNA, 274 nt
Organism: Meloidogyne enterolobii
Lineage: Eukaryota; Metazoa; Nematoda; Chromadorea; Rhabditida; Meloidogynidae
Source: the annotation of a GenBank genome assembly
AUGAAAGAAAGGCUACGCUCUAAUCAACAACUAAGGCGAAUAUGGAAUGAAAUUGAUGUUGUAUGGCCUAUGGACCCUAGGAAGGACUGUCUCAGAGGAGGAAGGACCGAACCUUUCAAACUUCAUCACAUUUGUACAUCUGAUGAAGAAAUUAUUUACAUUGAUAUACCUAUAUCCAUAUGUGAUGAAGGCGAUGGAAUUCCCAGUUGGAUAUCCUAUUGUCCUGACAAGAGAAACACUUACACAACCGCCUAAUGCGCCGCUACCAUGGACU